AUGGUGAGAGUGCUGAUGGUGUUUGGGGUUACAGAGCGCACUCCUUCCACCAGAUACUGCUUAAUCACGCUGACUGGAAACCGUGUCGGGUCCGGAACAGAGUCUGACAGUGAUGAAUCUGUACCAGAGCUCGAAGAGCAAGACUCCACACAGGCCACAACACAGCAGGCACAGCUUGCAGCAGCAGCUGAAAUAGAUGAAGAACCCGUUAGCAAAGCAAAACAGAGCCGGAGUGAAAAGAAAGCACGGAAGGCAAUGUCUAAAUUGGGCCUUCGCCAGGUGACAGGAGUAACCAGAGUCACCAUCCGGAAAUCAAAGAACAUCCUCUUUGUCAUCACAAAGCCAGACGUGUACAAGAGCCCAGCAUCAGACACCUACAUAGUUUUUGGCGAAGCGAAGAUCGAAGACCUGUCCCAGCAGGCCCAGCUGGCAGCUGCUGAAAAGUUCAAAGUGCAAGGAGAAGCUGUUUCAAACAUCCAAGAAAACACACAGACCCCCACCGUGCAGGAGGAGAGUGAGGAAGAAGAGGUUGACGAAACCGGCGUCGAGGUGAAAGACAUUGAGCUGGUGAUGUCCCAGGCGAACGUGUCCCGAGCAAAGGCAGUCCGUGCCCUGAAGAACAACAGUAACGAUAUUGUAAAUGCUAUAAUGGAGUUGACGAUGUAGCUGCCAGAGGGAGGAGCCUUUUUUGGUGUUUCAGAGAAGAGUAAAAUGCAACUAAAUUUAAAAUUUGUACUAUUUCUAUCAAUUAAUAAAAGUUGUGGCUUAUUGUUGGUGAAA
Molecule: messenger RNA, 780 nt
Organism: Phaethon lepturus (White-tailed tropicbird)
Lineage: Eukaryota; Metazoa; Chordata; Aves; Phaethontiformes; Phaethontidae
Product: nascent polypeptide-associated complex subunit alpha
Exons: 7
Coding region: 1-666 (221 amino acids)
Biological process (GO): protein targeting to membrane
Cellular component (GO): nascent polypeptide-associated complex; cytoplasm
Source: RefSeq, a predicted model, not a curated record